AACAACGACAUACAGGCGGAAGGGCACAGGUGAUUGGCAGAGACACGGAGAAAAGUGAAGUGGUUAUAGAGGGCAUGGGUGUCAGUUGGAGGUGGAGAGUUCAAAAGGGAAGAAUAUGAGGAACUCGAGCAGGAGAAAAGAUCUAAGAGUUCCGGGAGACUUAAAAGAGAAAUAAAGCAGGGCGAGGACUGAGGAACUCAAGGUGAGAAGGAAUAUAAAGAGAGGACAAUAAAGACUUUACAAUACACAGGAUGCUUAAACCAUACUAAACAAAUAGGUCUAGGGAAUACCUACCAGAAGGACUCUUGUGAACUUCAGAGAAACACCAUGAAGACCACCAUGACCAGAUUGCAAACUGGCUCUCUGCUUUGAUGGUGAGAAGCUAAAGGAGAAAGAAAUGGGUCCUCCAACUCCAACAAGAAACGAGACAGGUUCCCUGGACCUUCAUCAUAGAUAACUGCCCACGUGACGUGACUCCAUUACCUGGGAUUUGUCAUUCGUUUUUAUCUCACUUGAUGAUAUGGAAUGGGGAAACGUUACUCUGAAGUGUUUACCUUGUCCCGUGGUUAAUGGUGGACGUCAGUAGAAGAUAGAACCCUUGGGGAGCAUCUUUGACACUCAUUAUCUGUGGGAUUUCUUUCUUCUGGAUCUUCGGUUUAGUUUUGGACCUUCUUCACUUCUUAUGGAGAUCCGGGAUUAACAUGAUAGAAUCAAUUUGUUUUCACAUAUUACCCAGGAGCCUUUGCAGCGAUACAUUUUUAUCCCAAACCGAAGGACCUCCCUGUAAGAAGAUUGUCCCUUUUCUGUUUGGAAAUUCACUUGUAAACAGAACUUACCCUGAGGCUUCCCGGCACAUAGGUUAUAGCUACUGUCAUUGCCCGGUGGACAUUGGCUACAAUUAGAACCUAGACCAUGGAACUCAGAACAUCUAUAGACUGUAAGAGUCGCUCAAAGCCAGGUUUAUCAUAUUCCAUAGAAGAAAUUCUAAAGAAACCUUCCCGUAAGACUUUUUCCAACAAGUCUUCCUUAGAUUAUUGUCAUACAGAGGAAUUAUUAGCAACACGCCUGGCAACGGCAGCUGAGCUUGAUGCAGGUUCCCGUUUGUCGGUUCCAGAGGAAGAAGCAGACGUUGCACUCAGAGCUGCGGCCCCCACACUGGUUCAUUAUAGGAGAAUAAGGGGUAACGUUCCUGGGUCGGACCCCCAGAUGAUGAACCCUAUAAAUGGCUUUGAAGCUGAACACCAUGACGGGGAGGAUGAGCUGAGCGACUCGGCACAAGAAAGCUCCACUUGUGACCGGAAGAACAAGAGAAGAAUCAGAACCACCUUCACCCUGGCACAGCUGCAGGAACUGGAGCAGAUAUUCCAGGUUACUCACUACCCCGACGUGCAGACACGAGACCAGCUGGCUGCCAAAAUCCAACUCCCAGAGGCCCGAGUACAGAUUUGGUUUCAAAACCGAAGGGCGAAAUGGAGGAAAUAUGAAAAACUGGGCAAUUUCGGGGGGCUUCAGCAUCUUACGGCGGUGGAUAUGGUCCCUGCCCCAAAGCCAGACUGCACGGACUUUAGUCUGCAGCCGAGCAAGUUACAUGAUGUGGACCUGCCCCAUUUAUAUUACCCUUUCCAAGGACACCUACCUUCAGCAUAUGGACCAAGUAUGACACCUCUAAAUGCAACGGCUCCACUGCCCUUUCCUGUAUGGAUGCCCCCAUACUACUCUCCACUCCUGCAAAGAAUCCAUCCCAGCAGCCCCCUCGCCUCCCCGACUUAAUAUCCCAUCUAGCUUGAGACCCCCUGGGUCUACUUUGCACAUAGCCUCCAAUAUUAUCUGUACUUUGAGCAACAGAUAGGAGUUUUUUUUCCCACUGGUGAAGAAAAAUAUGGCAUUGAGCUUCUCCUCCCCAUCGUAGCAACGACAGAAUGAAAAGUCGCCCAAGAACAACCAUAAAUAACUGUUGCCAGAAAGAACGGUUCCAGUUCCUGAUCAUUUAUUUAUGACCCCCCCCUUCCUGCACAAAGUCGUAGUAAAUGAAGUGAAAAAUAUGAAAAGAUGUGCCAACCUUCCCCUGGCGCUCAGGGGGCAGUUAAGAAGAUAAGUGGUGCCGCUCACUGUACGGAUUGUUUUUCUCAAAAGACUUAGAGCAAAGAGCUCAAUGUACGUGGAGAAAAUUGAUGGAGAGCAAGGAGUGCCUCGGGGGAAUAGACUUUCAAGAUAUAAUAAAGAAAAGCAUUCAUUGGUUAUGGUUAAUUGCCGGAAGGGUUUCCAUUGGAUCACUUUGCGUUGUGGGGUUUUAUUCAUGUCAUAGAGAUUGGGGAGAUGGAGGGGGUCCAUGUAUAUUCUUGUUCUGGUUUGGAACAAA
Xenopus tropicalis (tropical clawed frog) is the source of this 2359-nucleotide messenger RNA. It is a transcript of the gene isx, whose product is annotated as intestine specific homeobox. NCBI's taxonomy places the organism in Eukaryota, Metazoa, Chordata, Amphibia, Anura, Pipidae. The coding region runs from base 913 to 1770 and encodes 285 amino acids. The record is from RefSeq and is a predicted model, not a curated record. The transcript is spliced from 5 exons.